Temnothorax curvispinosus is the source of this 1679-nucleotide messenger RNA. RefSeq names its product glucocorticoid-induced transcript 1 protein-like. The record is from RefSeq and is a predicted model, not a curated record. The transcript is spliced from 9 exons. The coding region runs from base 59 to 1393 and encodes 444 amino acids. Lineage: Eukaryota; Metazoa; Arthropoda; Insecta; Hymenoptera; Formicidae.
GUCGCCGUCGCCGUCGCCGUCGCCGUAGCCGCCGCCGCACCGCGAAAGUGAGAGGAAGAUGUCGAGCUCGCAGCGUAUGCGAAAGUCCUCGCCAUGCUCGAAGCAGGGCCCGAUGCGCGCCACCCUGCCCGUGAGCUCGCUGAUGAGGCAGGGCCGGCAGAGCAGCAGCCUCCGCAAGAGCAACAGCAACAGCCCCACCGUCUCGCCGACGAACGCGGUCUGGCGGGCGCGCAUCUCGCCGGAGACGUCGUCUUCCUCGGGACAGCGGAGCCCCGGAUCCCUGUCCUACAAAGCCAAAUCAAAAACAUUGAGCGGCCGCUGUAGCGAUAGCUUAAGUGGAAGCCAGAGCAUUCGACGGACAGCAUCUCUAGACACCAUCUAUUUGAAAGGACAAUGGCCACGUGACUCCUAUUAUAUGCAUUCCAGUCUUUUGGUAGACAAAUCUACUCAGACGGAAGAAUGUCCCAAUGAGCCAAGAAAGAUGCAUACACGUCAUCCUACGGAACAAACUGUCACCGAUGAGAAAUUGGAGAAAAAUUACUUCAGGCAUCGAUUACAACGUACAAAUAAGGAAGGUACUAGCAGUAGAGAACGGACAGCGGCAUUCGGACUAAUAAUGCCAGGUGGCCCACCACCCGCACUUCCCGGAGAUCACUCAGUACUUUUGCCCAGUAUUGCUUCACAGACAUCCAUGCACAAUCAAUUUAGCUUGAGUACAAAAGCAAGUCCCAUGAAUAUCCCAGUGAAACCAAUAAGGCCUCCAAUGCGUUCGUCUAUCGAAGGACUCAAUCAAGAAAUUGAAGGACUCGUGCUCAAAAAUACAGCCAACAACAGCGAUGCAGACCAUCCAGUAGAAGACAAGUAUGCACGAUAUCGCGAGCAAAUUACACCCGAAGGACAUCGCGCCCCUCUAGCAGACUUAUUGCGGGCCACUCGGAGUGUUAACACACAAACACCGGCUACCGACCUUCCCUCCAGUUCUUAUUCUUCAGGCCCUCCAUCUAGGAAUUCUGACUCUCCGCUGAUUCCUGGUGUUAUGGAUGCGUCCCGUCCGCCUAGCGAUCUCUUACAAGGUGGAAGCCGUGGUUCAACACCUGAACAAGAUAGAGAAGGACGUCUCGGCACUUCUCCUCACAUUAACAGGUUCCUCGCGAGGGAACCGCCCGAUGGCUGUGAGAAAGUCAACCUCAAAUUUGUGGAAGAUGCGAGGCGGCCCAUGAUAGAUUUGAGCAAACUAGACUAUUGCCCAAAGCCGUGCGUUCCAGCAUUCCAGUUGAAACCCAGCUUGGGAUCAGCGUUCCUGCCAUUGCAACAGCCGGCCAGUCCGACAAUGGUCGCCAGUGCAUCACCCUCCGCGCAUACAACACCGACCACACCUCCUCCAAAUCCAUAGUCCCACUCUUUACCUUGCGGUGUUACACUUAUAAGCUCGAUUAGUAUAUAUACAUAUAUAUAUUUUUUUUUAACGAUCUUGUGGGUAGAAAGUGAUUUACUUCGAGAUAAAGGCAUAUAACGAAAAAGAAAAGUUACCGAACAAAAGAAAAAGAGCAGCCUGUUCCCAGUGCGUCUCGUGCGGACAUUGUGCGGGCAUCGUGAAUUGUGUAAUUAAAAAGAAGUUGCAAUUGCACCGAUAAAAAAAAAAGAAGUAUUGGAAGACAUUUGAGCUCCGUUAUAAUGAU